AUGGCUGGAGAGACCCUCGCCAAGGGCACUGGUUCGGAAGCGGUGAAGAAGACUCAAUUUCGCUUUGUUCAGUGGGAGGAGAUUUGCGGUUGCAGCCUGGGGCAGAUCGCCUCCAUGCAGUAG
This is a messenger RNA of Parastagonospora nodorum SN15, 123 nucleotides long. RefSeq lists its product as hypothetical. The record is from RefSeq and is a predicted model, not a curated record. NCBI's taxonomy places the organism in Eukaryota, Fungi, Ascomycota, Dothideomycetes, Pleosporales, Phaeosphaeriaceae. The coding region runs from base 1 to 123 and encodes 40 amino acids. The transcript has 2 exons.